Messenger RNA from Punica granatum (pomegranate), 675 nucleotides. Lineage: Eukaryota; Viridiplantae; Streptophyta; Magnoliopsida; Myrtales; Lythraceae. The record is from RefSeq and is a predicted model, not a curated record.
AUGAACUGGAAAAAGGAGUACUUGGAUGUGAUAUUGGUUCCAAGUGGGCUAUGCCUUGUGUUUGGUUACCAUAUCUUCCUCAUCUUCAGAUGCAUCAGAUGUCCUCAAACUACUGUCAUCGGGUACGAGAACCACUUCAGACUAGCUUGGGUCGUGAGAAUGUUGCAGACAGAUGCAAAGAACAGAGGGAUUCCUUUGCAGGUGAUCUCGAGCACCAUAACAGCAGCAACCUCCUUGGCCUCAAUCUCCUUAGCCCUCAGCUCCCUCAUCGGUACUCUAGUCGGUAGCUCCCUCACGCACAUCCUCCAGAGCCCCUUCAUUUACGGGGACACAAGGCCGACCAUCAUCUCUAUCAAGCACAUUAGCCUGCUCAUUUGCUUCCUGGUGGCCUUUGCCUCGUUUAUUCAGUGCGUCAGGUGCUUAGUCCACUCUAACUUCCUCAUCUCCAUGCCAAAUAAUGAUAUCCCCGUGACGUAUGUCCAGAGGGAACUAAUAAGGGGAGGUCUGUUCUGGUGCAUUGGUCUAAGGGCAAUCUACUUUGCCACCAAUUUGCUCCUUUGGAUCUUCGGGCCCAUCCCGAUGUUUGUUUCCUCAGUGGUGAUGGUGGUGGUUCUGUAUUUCCUAGACACAAACUCGACUCCGCUGCAUCAGUUCCAAUCUGCUCACCUGUUGUAA